Messenger RNA from Closterium sp. Yama58-4, 1596 nucleotides. Lineage: Eukaryota; Viridiplantae; Streptophyta; Zygnematophyceae; Desmidiales; Closteriaceae. The record is from the annotation of a GenBank genome assembly.
AUGUCCGGCGCGGACGAAAAUCCAGCGAGCUCCACGCGGAUUCCAGGAUUCUCUCUUGCGGCCGUCGGUGUGACAUCCUUCGGUGGGGAGGGGUUCCAGUUGGGCCAGCUCUCCCCUGGUGCUGACCCGGUGGCCCUUGAAGAGGGCAUUGCGGCGAGGCGGGCUUCGGAGGAGGAGCGAUGGCAGAAGGCGAUGGACGACCUGCGUGCUGCAGAGCAGCAAGACGGGGCCGGGCCGAGUGGGUUGACCGGAGGAGCUGCCGUCGGGGGGGGGAGGCAGGGUACCAUCGAUCAGUACGUCACGACUCGAGUUGGAGAGCGGCAGCUGCGCGAGGGCCUCGUCAUGCAGUUCGCCGGCCUUGACAUGUCGUUCCGUUCUAUCGUCAGGCCAGCGUUUCGUGAUUUCGUGACCCUGCUUAACCCCGUUGUGGCACAGUAUCUCAGUACCCGUUUCCGCCUUGCGCGGGACCUGCUGUCCGCGGCCGAGACGGCUAAGGCUCAGCUGCGACAGCUACUGACGGGCGACGGUCUGGCGGGGCGGGUGACACUCACCACGGACAUAUGGACUAGCGAGAACAACGUCGCCUUCAUGGUGGUGACUGCUCACCGAGUCACCUCGGACUUCCAGCUGCAGCAGAUGGUGAUCGACUUCCGGUCGCUGGAGGGCCGUCACACGGGGGAUAAGAAUGCGACUGAGCUGGAGGAGGUCAUAGGGGAGUGGGCGUUGGGUGGUGGUGAGUUCUUCGGCGUGACGACGGACAACGCCGAGAACAACAACCGGGCGGUUCGUCUGCUGUCCGGCGUGCUAGACGACACACCGGGCUCACGUCUGCGUGACCCCCCCGUCACGUCCCUGGCUCGGCACUUCAAGUGUGUGGCGCACGUCCUGAACCUCGCAGUGCAGUACGCAUUCAAGAUCGAGCCGGUGGCCGAGGCGCUCCGGAGGCUCCGUGCUGUGGCUAGCUACAUAGGGUGGUCGAUGGUGGUGAGGGGGUGUGAGCUGCCAAUCCCUCUCACAAUGUACUUUGACGAGUCUUCUCUGCCAAACAUCACGAAGACGACACGCACGGCCUGGGCAGAGAUCAGGCUGUCCGACGCCCACUGGACUGCUCUCAACGAGCUGCGGGCUUUCCUGGAGCCGUUUGACAGCAUCAUCCUCAAGCUGGAACGUCACAUGGGGAGGGUGAGCGAGGAGUGUGCGAUUGCCACCUUCCUCGAUCCUUGGCUCAAGACGGCAACCUUCAGGCUCAGUGCCCGGGGGGCGAGACCUACUGCGCCCAUUGUGGUGACGGCGGGGGGGCAUGCCAUGGGUGCCAGGACACUCGACCUGACCGAGGAGAGGGUGAAGGCGCUCGUGCGCGAGCGCCUUCCACCCUACCAGACAGCAGCCCGUGCAGCGGCAGAGACGCGCCUUGGGGGUGAGGUCACGAGCGCUAGAGGAGUGACGGGGGAGGGUGCGGCGAGGAGCGGGGCUGCAGGGCGCAGGGGGGCCAGGUCGCGUGGCGUGCUGGACUUUCAGGCUAGGCUGUUCUCUGAGUUGGCCGAGAUGGAGGCAGAGGAGGGGGUGCGGGCACAGGACGAGGUGGGUGCGCCUUAG